Molecule: messenger RNA, 549 nt
Organism: Scylla paramamosain (green mud crab)
Lineage: Eukaryota; Metazoa; Arthropoda; Malacostraca; Decapoda; Portunidae
Exons: 2
Coding region: 1-549 (182 amino acids)
Source: RefSeq, a predicted model, not a curated record
AUGCGCCACAAAGAUGAGCUAUAUGCCAUGGCGGACGGCAGGGGCCUCUCAGGCACAGACCGUUCUCCGCCCACCCAUGAGUGGGUGGAUGAUGGGACAAGCCUAAUGAGAGGCUCCACAUAUAUACAUGCAAUAAAAACCCGCUUUGGCGUGCUGUCAAAGAACUAUAAAGUUCUCAAAGAGCCAUCAAUACAAACAUCUGCAGGCUUGAGAAAACCUGAUGUCAUAAUAUGGGACCGGCAACAGUCUGUGGUGCUAGACGUGCAAAUUGUCUCAGACUCAUCAGCCGGAGACAUAUUGGACCAUGCCCACGGACUGAAGCGGUCCUAUUAUGACACUGGGGAAAUCCGGGCCUGGGCAUUAGAACAGACGGGCAGCACCCCUGUGUUCACCACCCUUACCAUGAAUUUGCGCGGCAUCAUGGCCACCCCUUCCUAUUUGGCUCUUAAGAGCCUCAAACUUACCAAGGCUGAGCUCCGCCUCUUAGCCGUCCGGGGGAUGGAGGGGUUCGUUGCGACCCUCAGGGCCCACCGAGAUAUCGGAGGGUAG